AUGAUUUUUACGAUCACUGGUUUGACUUUAUUAAGUGCAUUGUAUUGUAAUUGUGCUAAAACCAGUUUCGGUCGUAUAAAAGYCAAUGAAUCGGGAGAUUUGGCCCGCGAUUUGGCGCGGACUCAAAAUAUUAAUAUAACCGACUUAUUGGAUCAAAUACUUCUGGGAUAUGAUAAUCACAUUAGACCUGACUUUGGUGGUCCUCCAACUCAGGUGUUUAUUGAUUUUCAUGUGAGAAGUAUGGGUCCAAUAUCUGAGAUUGAUAUGACAUACGUAAUGGACUGUUAUUUUCGUCAGACUUGGACUGAUAAGAGACUAUCGUAUAGAUAUCGGUCUGCAAAGGAAAGGGAUGGCAACAAAACAUUGACAGUCCCUGCGUUAGCCCUUUCCAUAUAUAUGUUGGACAGGAUUUGGAAACCUCCGACCUAUUUCUUGAACAGUCGACAGUCACAUAUGCACGUCAUAACACUUCCCAACAAAUUUGUUCGCAUCUAUUCUGACGGCAAAGUCCUAUAUUCUUCCAGGAUGACAAUCACUGCUAACUGUCCCAUGAAUUUAGAAAACUUUCCAAUGGAUACACAAAGAUGUCCACUGGCUUUAGGCAGCUUCGGUUAUUCACAAAGAGAAGUGGUUUAUAAUUGGAAUCCCGACCGAAAAGUGGUCAUAAAUCCCGAUAUGAAGAUGUCUCAGUUCGACCUCAUAGCAGUUCCCGUCUCAAACCGAAGUAAUGAUGGACGCAAAGAUGGUCCAUAUUCUAUACUUUUGGCCAGUUUUCACUUUCAGCGACAUAUGGGCUCAUUUGUCAUUGAAGUAUAUGCGCCCUGUAUUAUGUUGGUUGUCCUUUCAUGGGUCAGCUUUUGGAUUAACAGAGAGGCAACAGCCGAUAGAGUGACUUUAGGUUUGACAACUGUGCUUACGAUGACAUUUUUAGGUCUAGAGUUGAGGAACGACCUACCAAAAGUGCCCUAUCUGACAGCACUCGACUAUUUCGUGUACAUAUCGUUUGCAUUCAUUUCUGCCACAAUUCUUGAGUUUGGUUUCGUUCACUUCUUCACUAAAAUUGGUUCGGGUGAGUAUUACUUUUCUCCGUCCUCUCUCUUACAACUCGAUAACACCGACGCCGACGAUAACUAUUCAAGCGAUGAGGACGACUAUGAAGAGGACGGCGCACAUACUGUACAUAAAGUUAUGACAACUGGACACAGACCUGAAUGCAGUCAUUACAACAAGAGAUUGGAUGUCAGUCCUGUCAGUACUAAAGAUAAUAUUUAUGUACACAACGUUAGAGAUGUCCUUAAAGAUAGUCCAAUGAUUUUUCAUCGACAACAAAGUGAAAUCUAUUCCACUGAAAGAGAUCGCGGAGUAAUUGUACUUAAAAGAGAUGACAACCCCAGAGUUGGUCUGUCUUCAGGCUCAUCAUCAACAGACUCACAGCCCAGUGAACACCAACAACAGUAUGAAUAUUCAUAUGACAUACACGAGCCAACCACCAGCACCUAUACAUAUGACGAUACAUAUGUUGAUAGUCAUCAUUCAGUUGGACACCACUCGUCGGCUGCCAUUAAACGAGACAAUAAUAGCCGACAAAUKAGCCGUUUGUCAUCAAUUCGUGCCUCAAUUCGGAACACUUUUUCCCGUAAGAAAUCACGUCGUCGUCAGACUGUUUCACUUCAGUUGAAUAGUGUUUCACAAAUCGAUCGCAUCUCACGAGUCAUCUUUCCGUUGGCUUUCCUUAUAAUGAAUUUGGUUUAUUGGUAUAUAUUCUUGAGGGCAGAGAUGAAGUUUGACAGACAAAACAAUUUCAUCUAA
Messenger RNA from Oppia nitens, 1809 nucleotides. Its product is annotated as gamma-aminobutyric acid receptor alpha-like. The transcript is spliced from 15 exons. Gene Ontology annotation, molecular function: neurotransmitter receptor activity; GABA-A receptor activity; extracellular ligand-gated monoatomic ion channel activity. The record is from RefSeq and is a predicted model, not a curated record. Gene Ontology annotation, cellular component: neuron projection; membrane; synapse. The coding region runs from base 1 to 1809 and encodes 602 amino acids. Gene Ontology annotation, biological process: nervous system process; signal transduction; monoatomic ion transmembrane transport. Lineage: Eukaryota; Metazoa; Arthropoda; Arachnida; Sarcoptiformes; Oppiidae.